GCAGUCCUAUUGGAAGACGUUUGGACGUGCCUCUUGCGGGUUAGUGCCUGCUGAACCGCGCGUGUCUACAGCAGAAGGCGCGGUAGGAGGCUGAUCUUUUCUUUUCAUUGUGGUAGACACUGCGUAGAAUAUCACCUUGGAGGCGACUUGAAGAUAAAGAUCAAGGAGAAUGGGCAACAAAUUCGACGAGCUGUUAACCCAAGUGGGGACCGGCUGGUGGAACAUGAUUUACUUCAUCACAACCUGUUACUGGUACCUCCUCAUCCCCCCUCAGGUCCUCAGUGGAGUGUACCUCACUCCUCUUGUAAACCACACUUGCCUUCCCCCGCCUCUGGACGAUCCGGUUGAAAUAUCAAGUGAUUCGUGCAGUUAUCUCGUCAAUAACUCCUUCUCGGGCGAGGUAGAAGAGUUCCCAUGCAAUGAAUGGGAAUAUGACACGUCUGUCUACAUCAAUACUCUCACCAAAGAGUUCAAUCUCGUGUGUGAGAGGGGCUACCUGCGGGCUACCUAUCAGAGUAUUUACAUGUCUGCUACCAUAUUUAGCUCUAUGGUAGGCGGUUACAUCGCCGACAGAUACGGCAGGAAGUUUGUGGUUCUCGUGACGCAGCUAAUUUACGCCGUUCUCGGUUUCUCCAUCAGCUUCGCCAACAACUUCUCUCUCAUCCUCGCUCUCCGGUUCAUCAUGGGAUGCGUAGGACUCCCCACGAUUUAUAUCCUAUCCCUGGAAGUUUGCGAAGUCAAAUACCGAUCCGUGGUGGGUAUCCUGACCGGCCUUCCCUGGGCAAUCGGCACGAUGGCGUGGGGGGGCGUGGCUUCCCAGGUCAGAGACUGGCGGUGGCUGCAGCUCUACGUUACUCUGCCCUUCGUCCUCAUCAUUCCCUUGCUAUUCCUAAUGGACGAAUCCCCGCGCUGGCUGAUCGUGCGAGGCCAGUGCGACCGCGCCCGGGAGAUUCUGCAGAAAGCCGCCCGCUGGAACAAGACCCAGCUCCCGUCUGAGGAGGCCUUGAAGAAACUCAUGUUGGACAUCAAGGAGGAGUUGGUGGAACCAGAGAAGCCGGUGUUGAAAGAGAAGCAAAACCGAAGGUGGACGUUUUUAAAGACACCAGCACUCUGCAGAACUCGCCCCAUGCGCAUCAUCACCUUCAUCUUCAGCCUCAACCUCUUCAUCUCCGCCCUGGUCUUCUGCGGGCUCAGCCUCAGCGGCGCCAACUACAGCGCCGACCCCUUCAUCUACAUCGUGCUCGGCGGCCUGAUGGAGGUCCCUGGCUACUCCUUGACGGCGCCCCUCAUCAACCGCGUCGGGAGGAAGUGGCCCACCAUCUGGGGCUAUGUGCUCAGCGGCAUCGCCAUCCUCUUGCUCGUGUUCAUCCCCGACAACAUACAAUGGUUGGUAAUGACGCUGGCUAUGUUAGGCAAACUCUGCAACAGUGGCGCUUUCAUGAUCAUCUUCGUGUACAUGUCCGAGGUGCUGCCCACGGAGGUUCGGCUGCAGGGCGUGGGUGCCACUAUCAUGACGUGUCAACUGGGCGCUACCAUAGCCCCCUACAUCACGGACUUUGUGGGGCCCCUCGUUCCCUGGGCUCCGUCGGUCAUCUUCGGCGUGUCCUCUCUUGUGGCGGGCGUGGCCAUGCUGCCCCUACACGAGACCCUAGACGCGCCCAUGCCCGACACCAUCAACGACGUACCCAAUAUCAGCCUCAAGCCUAGAUUGUCCAGGAGAAAACGAGAUGUCGUGGUGGAUGAAGAAGAAAAACUGAACAAGCAACCAGCGUAAUGUAAAAAUCAACUCAUGUCAGAAUUUAUCAUUAACUGGCAUUACUCUUCGCUCAAAAUUAGAAAUUUCUUUUUGUCCGGAUGUCAUGUAACGUACUGAUAGUGACGAUGUAUUUCUAUUAAAGCCUUCAUGAAUAUUCAUCAAAAAUAUGAAAUUUCGAAUGAAAUAGCAUUAUUAUAUUCAAGAGAAUGACAAGGCACUCUACCCUGUUGAUAAAAUGACAAUGAUGAUCUUAUCUUUCAAUAAAUUUCUUUCGUGAA
Messenger RNA from Penaeus chinensis, 2034 nucleotides. RefSeq names its product organic cation transporter protein-like. The transcript is spliced from 13 exons. Gene Ontology annotation, biological process: transmembrane transport. Gene Ontology annotation, molecular function: transmembrane transporter activity. The coding region runs from base 170 to 1774 and encodes 534 amino acids. The record is from RefSeq and is a predicted model, not a curated record. Gene Ontology annotation, cellular component: membrane. NCBI's taxonomy places the organism in Eukaryota, Metazoa, Arthropoda, Malacostraca, Decapoda, Penaeidae.